Sciurus carolinensis (gray squirrel) is the source of this 6042-nucleotide messenger RNA. It is a transcript of the gene Pld1, whose product is annotated as phospholipase D1. Gene Ontology annotation, molecular function: phosphatidylinositol binding; D-type glycerophospholipase activity. NCBI's taxonomy places the organism in Eukaryota, Metazoa, Chordata, Mammalia, Rodentia, Sciuridae. The coding region runs from base 288 to 3515 and encodes 1075 amino acids. The transcript has 28 exons. The record is from RefSeq and is a predicted model, not a curated record. Gene Ontology annotation, biological process: phosphatidic acid biosynthetic process; intracellular signal transduction; regulation of microvillus assembly.
CCCUCCCUCCCUCCCUCUGCGCCUCCAGCUGUGCCAGCUGCGCCAGCGUCCAGACAGUCGCACAGGUGUCAGCGGCCCCCUCGCCCUGCAGAUACUGCAUGCCAGUGAUUUGUUGACGAGUUACCACCACAGUUUGGAACAAGUGCUGCACUCAACUGAUGAGAAAUAAAAUCUGCAGCUUUCCAUGAGAAUAUCACCUUUGCUUUUCAGCAAGCUUACAGAUCAUUUGAUUUAGUUGCACCUGGUUGUCUUGUGGCCCCAUUGCUUCUACCCCAUCUGAAGUUAACAUGUCCUUGAAAAAUGAGCCAAGGGUGAAUACCUCUGCACUGCAGAAAAUUGCUGCCGACAUGAGCAAUUUGAUAGAAAAUCUGGACACGCGGGAACUCCACUUUGAGGGAGAGGAGGUGGAAUACGAUGUGUCUCCCAGUGAUCCCAGGACUCAGGAAGGGUGUAUCCCCUUCUCUGCUAUCUAUAGCACUCAAGGAUUUAAGGAGCCUAAUAUACAGACGUAUCUCUCCGGCUGUCCAAUAAAAGCACAAGUUCUGGAGGUGGAGCGCUUCACGUCUACCACAAGGGUGCCAAGUAUCAAUCUAUACACUAUUGAGUUAACACAUGGGGAAUUUAAAUGGCAAGUCAAGAGGAAAUUCAAGCACUUUCAAGAAUUUCAUAGAGAACUGCUGAAGUACAAAGCCUUUAUCCGAAUUCCUAUUCCCACCAGAAGACACACAUUUAGAAGACAGAACGUCAAAGGGGAGGAGCCUCGAGAGAUGCCAAGUUUGCCCCGUUCCUCUGAAAACAUGAUUCGAGAAGAACAGUUCUUUGGUAGAAGGAAACAAUUGGAAGAUUAUCUGACAAAGAUAUUAAAAAUGCCUAUGUAUAGAAAUUAUCAUGCCACGACAGAAUUCCUUGAUAUAAGCCAGCUGUCUUUCAUCCGUGAUUUGGGACCAAAGGGCCUAGAAGGUAUGAUCAUGAAGAGAUCUGGGGGACACCGAAUACCAGGUUUGAAUUGCUGCGGUCAGGGAAGAGCCUGCUACCGAUGGUCAAAAAGAUGGUUAAUAGUGAAAGACUCCUUCCUACUGUAUAUGAAGCCAGACAGUGGAGCUAUUGCCUUUGUCCUGCUAGUAGAUAAAGAAUUCAGAAUCAAGGUGGGGAAGAAAGAGACAGAAACAAAAUAUGGACUUCGAAUUGAUAAUCUUUCAAGGACACUUAUUUUAAAAUGCAAUAGCUACAGACAUGCACGGUGGUGGGGAGGAGCUAUAGAAGAAUUCAUCCAGAAACAUGGCACCAACUUUCUCAAAGAUCAUCGAUUUGGGUCAUAUGCUGCUAUCCAGGACAACACUUUAGCUAAAUGGUAUGUUAAUGCCAAAGGAUAUUUUGAAGAUGUGGCGGAUGCAAUGGAAGAGGCAAAAGAAGAAAUUUUUAUCACAGAUUGGUGGUUGAGUCCAGAAAUCUUCCUGAAACGCCCAGUGGUUGAAGGAAAUCGUUGGAGGUUGGACUGCAUUCUGAAACGAAAAGCACAACAGGGUGUGCGGAUCUUCAUAAUGCUCUACAAAGAAGUGGAGCUGGCCCUGGGAAUCAACAGUGAGUACACCAAGAGGACUUUGAUGCGGCUGCACCCCAACAUAAAGGUGAUGAGGCACCCAGAUCACGUGUCCUCCAGUGUCUAUCUGUGGGCUCAUCAUGAGAAACUUGUCAUCAUCGACCAAUCAGUGGCCUUUGUGGGCGGGAUUGACCUGGCCUAUGGAAGGUGGGAUGACAAUGAGCACAGACUCACAGACGUGGGCAGCGUGAAGCGAAUCACUUCAGGACUCUCUCUUGGUUCUCUCACGGCUGCAACAACAGAGUCUAUGGAAUCUUUAAGCCUCAAAAAUAAAAACGAAUCUAAUAAGAAUGUGCCCUUCCUUAAGAAUGUUGAUGAUAUGGAUUCAAAACUGAAAGGAAUAGGAAAGCCCAGAAAGUUCUCCAAAUUUAGCCUCUACCGGCAGCUCCACAGGCACCAGCUGCACAACGUGGACAGCGUCAGCAGCAUUGACAGCGCCUCCAGUUAUCUUAAUCACUAUAGAAGUCAUCAGCAUUUAAUCCAUGGUUUAAAACCCCACUUGAAACUCUUUCGCCCUUCGUGUGGGUCUGAGCAGGGGCUCGCUGGGCCCAGCGUUGACACCGGCUCCAUCCGCAGUUUGCAGACAGGCGUGGGAGAGCUACAUGGGGAAACGAGAUUCUGGCAUGGGAAGGACUACUGCAAUUUUGUCUUCAAAGACUGGGUUCAACUUGAUAAGCCUUUUGCUGAUUUCAUUGACAGGUACUCCACUCCCCGGAUGCCCUGGCACGAUAUCGCCUCUGCAGUUCAUGGGAAGGCUGCUCGUGAUGUGGCACGUCACUUCAUCCAGCGCUGGAACUUCACAAAGAUUAUGAAAUCAAAAUAUCGGUCUCUUUCUUAUCCCUUCCUGCUUCCAAAGUCUCAAACCACAGCGCAUGAGCUGAGAUAUCAGGUCCCUGGGGCUGUCCAUGCUUGUGUGCAGUUGCUCCGCUCUGCUGCUGAUUGGUCUGCUGGCAUAAAGUACCAUGAAGAGUCCAUCCAUGCUGCUUACAUCCAUGUGAUAGAAAACAGCAAGCACUAUAUCUACAUUGAAAACCAGUUUUUCAUAAGCUGUGCUGAUGACAAAGUAGUGUUCAACAAGGUUGGCGAUGCCAUCGCCCAGCGGAUCCUGAAAGCUCACAGGGAAGGCCAGAGAUACCGAGUGUACGUCGUGAUACCUCUUCUGCCAGGGUUUGAAGGAGACAUUUCAACGGGUGGAGGAAAUGCUCUGCAGGCAAUAAUGCACUUCAACUACAGAACCAUGUGCAGAGGAGAAAAUUCCAUCCUUGGACAGUUAAAAACAGAGCUUGGUAAUCAGUGGAUAAAUUAUAUUUCAUUCUGUGGUCUUAGAACACAUGCAGAGCUCGAAGGAAACCUGGUCACUGAGCUUAUCUAUGUCCACAGCAAGUUGUUAAUUGCUGACGAUAACACAGUCAUUAUUGGCUCUGCCAACAUAAAUGACCGAAGCAUGCUGGGGAAGCGUGACAGUGAAAUGGCUGUCAUUGUGCAGGACACAGAGACAGUCCCUGCGGUAAUGGACGGAAGGGAGUACCAAGCCGGCCGGUUUGCCCGAGGACUUCGGCUUCAGUGCUUUAGGGUUGUCCUUGGCUAUCUCUCUGACCCAAGCGAGGAUAUUCAGGAUCCAGUGAGUGACAAAUUCUUCAAAGAGGUGUGGGUUUCAACAGCCGCUCGAAAUGCUACAAUUUAUGAUAAGGUGUUCCGGUGCCUUCCCAAUGAUGAAGUACAUAAUUUAAUUCAGCUGAGAGACUUUAUAAACAAGCCCAUAUUAGCCAAAGAAGAUCCCAUUCGAGCUGAGGAAGAAUUGAAAAAGAUCCGUGGGUUCUUGGUGCAGUUCCCCUUCUAUUUCUUGUCUGAAGAAAGCCUACUGCCGUCUGUUGGAACCAAAGAAGCCAUAGUGCCCAUGGAGGUUUGGACUUAAGAGGUAUACUCAUUUGCAGCCAAGGACUUCCACCCCAAAGGCUGCACUGCAUACAGUGACUUCAUGGGGACCUCACAGCCAAAGCCAGGCCCGAUGCCCUCUUGUGUGCAACACAUGGACCCUUUGGAAUGGCGGGAGGGACUGUGGUUGUACUGAUGUAAGGACGCUGAACAUCAGAAGGCUUCAUAGUUCCUCCUGCCUGUCCUCGGGAGAGGAGGCUGCUUUCUUGUGGGUAGCAUGCACUCAACAACUUAAAACACAUAAACAAAUUCCAUGAUAUAUAUCCCAAUCCUUUUCCUUUGCUAACAAGAAUUUACCUGUAACUGUGAUGAAGUUUACCAUAAAUUUGCCCUUUUCUUGCUGACCUUCCUUUAUACAGCCAGUGACUGCAGACGUGCCUCAUCUAGUAGUCCAUACAGCAUUGUUUGAGAUAUUGUUUAUUGCUAGAAGGUAUUAUGGAGCUGCUUCAAAAUUCCUCAAGGUUAUUUGGAAUGCCCCUGCCCUUCUGGUCCUGAAGUAGUAUCAUUCAGCCCAGGAUAUGGUCAUUAUUACUUUUCAGUCACUGUAGGGACAGAACAGCAGCCUGUGUCAGGCACUUCUGAUAGCAUUGACAGCAUAUCUUGACAUCACAGAGCAACAGGAAGGAAUUAAAUUCCAAUAUUGAAGGAGAGAUUUCACUUUGCUCCUGAAGACACUGCAAAGAUGUGUCCUUUUGAUAGAGCCCACCUGAUCAAAUUUGAAAAUGUGGAGAGUAUUCAAUUACACAGCAACCAGAUAAAAGAGCAACAGCCUUCAGAACCUCCAAGAUGUCAGUGGGAAUCUGAUCCAGAUAAGAAAAGAAGAUUCCUUAUAGUCCUGUAAAAAAAUUUCCUGUCAUCUUUAGCCACUGGAUUGAUUGAAAUUUGAAUUUUUCUGUUUCAUAAUUAAACCAGUAAAUGCAAUUUGUCUUUCAAGAGAAUCACAAGCUUCAUAACUCCUACCAAGUUAAUAAGCAUGAAGCUAACCUUAUUUGACAUUCAGCUCUCCCAAUAUGCUAUGUUCCUUAAGAAAAAAAUAAUUGACUAUAAAGUAUGUGCUUCUUUGCUUGCAUUAUUAAAUCCAUAUUAACAUUCCACCAGGGCACCUGAAAAAGUUAGGAUAACGUAAUACCCUUUGGUAGACCAAAGCUCUGAUUUUUCUAAGCAGAACUACUCUGACAGCCUGAAGAGCUAAGAUGGGUUCCCAAGAGGCCUGUGACCAUGGAACAUGGUAUGGGUGUGGUCAUUACAUACAUCAAUGGGUUGUUGGGACAGAACCUCCUUUGGGUUGUUCUUCAAAGUAAGCUUCCAGUGAGCUAACAGUCCAGUCAAAAAUAUUACACAGGACCACAAAGCCAGUGAUAUGUGUUAGUAGAAGAAUCACACCAAAGACAGGAUUUCACAACUGGAGAUCAUUUCCCAAGUGAGGUGGGAUUUUUGUGACCAACAGUGGAAUUAAGUAGGUUUUUAUGAAUAAAUAACUUAUUUCUUGUAGCAAAAGAUGGUAAAAGGAUUUCAUUCUAUAGCCUUUAUAAAUAAGACAUAUUACUGGAAGAAAUUAGAUUGGCAUUUGAAUUAUUGAAUGUAUGUAGAAUAUCUGAGAAAUUCUUAUAUUUGAUCUUAAAAAAUGUUUUUUAAACCUUAGAACAGUCAACAAUCUGGUGCUUGAUUUUGUGCAAGAUGUUCUCAUAAAACCAUGGAAAAUAAAGGCCCAAAAGGACCAUUUUCCUUAAUAAGCCAUUUAAUUAAAAUGUUCACCAUUUUUAGAUGAGUAAACUGAGGCUCAGACUGAAUGAAGGAGUGGCUUAAAUUCACCCAAUAGAUACAUAGUGGAACUACAUUCUGUUUUGGCCUCUCUUCACUUCAUCAGUACCCAAAAAUUAGAAUAUACAAUAAGCUUUCAGAUGGGAGAUUUUUGAGUUAUUCUGAACAUUGUAACAUUACCUAUUCUUGUGUUUAUCUCCACCUACUAGAAUGGAAGCUCCACAGGGCAGGGACUUCACUGUAUUUUGGCUCUUAGUGUGUUCCCAGAGCCUGGCACAUAGAAGAUGUCAAUCAAUGUUUGUGGAUUGAAAAAAGAAAAACGUGAGAGAGGAGAAAGCUAAUGAGAUGAAGAAAUUACUGAGUCUUGGGCAAGAAAUCACUGCUGGUUUCUAUGCAUCUACUCAAAGGCAAGAUCUGAGAAGAGGCAACAAGAUUUCCAUGGAGGGAUCAUAUGGAAAAUUCAGUGCAAUAAUUGCCUCUUUUGCAGUAGCUGUUUACAUAGUGCAGCAUUCUACAAAGAAUACAUGGAAUGUGGGCAUGAGAUGUACUGUAUGACCUAAUUACCUGUCAUUUUCUGACACCAUUACUAAUUGCUAGAAGUUCAGAAAAUUUAACAUUGCAAUGUCUAAUAAAAACUUUAAAGUGUAAAUAAUUUAAAGCCUUGAAAAGGUAUUAUGAUUCUGUUCAACAUUUCAAAUUGACUAAACUCUUUUGAAAUGCCUAUAAAUGCCAUACCUGACACCCUG